Molecule: messenger RNA, 1137 nt
Organism: Zingiber officinale
Lineage: Eukaryota; Viridiplantae; Streptophyta; Magnoliopsida; Zingiberales; Zingiberaceae
Product: zinc finger MYM-type protein 1-like
Exons: 4
Coding region: 1-1137 (378 amino acids)
Source: RefSeq, a predicted model, not a curated record
AUGAACCAACCACAACACAUAUCAAGGAGAUUCGACAAUUUUAAUGAUGAACAAAUCGCAACUAAUCGUCUUCGAUUAAAGGGUCACAUACAUGUGGUGUUGUUGCUUGCACUUCAAGGAAUUCCAUUUAGAGGUCAUGAUGAGAAAUCUAGUUCAUCUAAUCGGGGCAAUUUUCUUGAAUUUUUGAAUGUGCUAAGCAUGUACAAUGACGAACUUUCAAAGGCAAUUGCGAAAGCUCCAAAAAAUGCCAAGUAUACAAGUCACGAUAUUCAGAAACAAAUACUUCAUGUGCUUUCAAUGAGAGUGAAAAAUGUAAUUCGUGAAGAAAUUGGAGUUGCCAAGUAUUGCAUAAUUGUUGAUGAAGCCCGAGAUGAGUCAAAAAGAGAGCAAGUGUCUAUAGUAUUGAGGUUCGUGGAUACUAAUGGAUUCAUUCAAGAGCGUUUUUUUGGGCUUAUUCAUGUAUUUGAUACUACAACUUUGACUUUAAAGGAUGCUAUAUAUUCUUCUUUGGCUCACUACAAUUUGGAUGUUCAAAAUAUUAGAGGUCAAGGCUAUGAUGGUGCUAGUAAUAUGAGGGGCGAGUUUAAUGGAUUGCAAGUUUUAAUCAUAAAAGAUUGUAGAAGUGCUUAUUAUGUUCAUUGCUUUACUCAUCGGUUACAAUUGGCUUUAGUUGCAACAUCAAAAAAUGUGACACUUAUUCAUCAAUUUUUUGAUAGAUUAACUUUUAUAAUUAAUAUUGUUGGUUCUUCGUGUAAGCGUAAUGAUGAAUUGAAUAAUGCUCAUACAGAUGACAUUGCACAUUUAAUUGUUAUUAAUGAACUCAAGAUAGGGCGUGGACUUAAUCAGAUAGACGAGGUCAAGCCCGUGCUCGUCAAGACAAUUUCACCAUUGAACAUCAUUAUCAGAGUUGAGGAUAUAUGUAAAUUAGUUGAAAAGUUCUAUGUCAAAGACUUUACAAGAGAUGAAAAAGAGCAAUUAGAGAUGCAAUUGAAACAUUACGAGUAUAAUAUAGUCAAAGGGCCCAACUACAACAAUCUUACAACUAUUUCAGAAUUAUGUCAAUGGAAUUGUUGCAUCAGGCAAUGCAGUGAGAAAGGUUUCAGUGCCAUCUGCAACCAUAUCGAAAGCAAGCUUUGA